CAGCAGCAGACGACUGUAGAGUUUAGUAGUUCGUGUCGUGCGUUUGUACGGUAUUGUGUUGCGUUUUCUGUGUAAUAUGUAAGUGAUUUGAUGGUGGAGACAGGAAAUCACGGAAAGACACAUAUUGAGUGUGUGAGCUUGUGUUUCCGCAUUGCGAGCAGGAGGUGACUAGUGUUUAGACAAACAUAUUAGCGCACAUUACGUACCUGUGCUGUUCGGCAAUUACGAAGAACACCAGAUCGACGCGUGGUGGCUUAGGAGGGCAAUCAUGGACUGCAAGGGAACUAGUCGGGUGAAAAAAGAGAAGAGUGAAAUAUAUGCUGAACCAGAAUCCUUGGUCCUCACCCUAUUCCACAACACUCCCCAUACUGGGUGUAUUGGCUGUUACAUCAUGUUUGAUCACCUUACCAGUUUCUUGAAGGUCCGCUAAAGAUUUUAAUGCCUAGUCUCCAUAUAAAGCAAGACCUAGAACUGAAACAGGAGGAUGGCAUUGAGCGUGAUUGUCUUGAAGAUAACUUGGGAAUCUCUCAUCCAAAUGAUUUUAUCAAGGAGGAUCCUGAACUAAAUUUGGAGGUGGCAGCCUCAAUAAGAAAAGCAUCUGAUAGUUUAAGUUUUAUUCAAAGUGCUGGUGACAGCUGUGACAUUUCAUAUCAAGAAACAUCACAUCAAGGAGUAGUCAAUGACAAGCUGGAGAUAUAUGCAGAGAAGUCAACAGAUUUCAGUGUGUCUCACAACUAUACCAAAAUACAGACUUCUCAAGAAGACGGCUUAUGUGGCACAAGAUUAAGUUGUAGCAUCAGGGAAAAGGAAUUCCAUAAGUUUAACUGUAGUUUCUGCCUACAGAGCUUCCCUUCAAAAUACAGACUCAUAAUGCAUGUCUUCAUCCACAUUGACGGUGUGCAGGCACCUUCAUAUGUGUGUAAGUCAUGUGGUGAGGUAUUUCCUACUGAUGACUGCUUUAAAGAACAUUUGAGAAUGAGGGAGGGUGACCAAGCGUUAUCUGCUACCAACAGCGAGACACUUGAAUGCAGUGAUGAUCAUGAAAACAAUAUCUCCUUUGAGUGUGUACAAGACGGAAUCGUGGAACAGACUGAGGAGCCCCCUUCAUACAAGGUACCCAGGAAAACUUUUAAAAAAUCGUUUAAUGACAUAUGUAAUACACAUACUGUGAAAGAAACUGAAGAGAAACUCGAAAGAUGUAAUGACUGUGGAAUUUUAUCUACAAGUGACCAUGUUCAUGUCCACACUGUGCUAAGUGCAACGAGACAUCACAAAUGUGAUGUUUGUGGUAAAACGUUUCCUUUGUUAUGCAAUCUUCAGGGACACAAAUUAAUACACACUGGAGAGAGACCUCACGGAUGCGAUGUUUGUGGAAAAUCGUUUACUGAAAGGGGCAAUCUCAAGCAACAUGAAUUAAUACACACUGGACAGAGACCACACAAAUGCGAUAUCUGUGGAAAAUCAUUUACUCAGUCGGCCCAUCUGAAGACCCACAGUUUAAUACACACAGGAAAGAGACCACACACAUGCGAUGUCUGUGGAAAACCAUUUACUCAGUCGGGCCAUCUCAAGACCCACAUUUUAAUACACACAGGAAAGAGACCACACAAAUGCGAUGUGUGUGCAAAAUCGUUUACUGAAAGGGGCAAUCUGAAGAAACAUGAAUUAAUACACAGUGGACAGAGACCACACAAAUGCGAUGUCUGUGGAAAAUCAUUUACUCAGUUGGGCAAUCUCAAGACCCAUAUUUUAAUACACACAAGAAAGAGACCACACAAAUGCGGUGUGUGUGGAAAAUCAUUUACUGAAAGGGACAGUCUCAAGAAACAUGAAUUAAUACACACAGAAGAGAAACAAUUUACCACAAGUAUCACAUUUGUGGGGUCUAAUGUAUUGAGUAAUCUCAAGGCCCACAAGUUAUCACACAGUGGAAAGAGACCCUACACAUGUAGUAUUUGUGGAAAAUCUUUUACUCAUUGGGGCAGUCACAGGAAACACAAAUUAAUACACACUACAUAGAGACCUCUCAAAGUAUUGUUGAGGUCUGUAGACCUACACAUGUUCAUAGAAGACCACUCGUGUUUUAUGAAAAUUGUUCGCGUGUGCUACAGAGAGGUCACAAAAAAUACGACAAAUCCAUUUCCGCAGCUUCACAUUUGAAGAAGUUAGAUACUAAAUACAAUAUAUGAAGCGCACAAUUGUGAUUUUUUGUUGCAAAUGCUCCAUGCUUUAAUGAUCGGGCUACCCGAAAUUUGUGCAUUGAGAUAUAUCUUUUACUCGUUUGAGUAGUAGUACUGUGCAUUUAUCAGGACCCCAUAUUCUUCAAGAGAAUGUACCAGUAUGCUGCUAAUUAUUUGAAAGAAACUGCAAUUUAAAUCUUCAUGAAGCUGUAUCCACUACCCAGGCAACAGCAGAAAUCUGUUUAUUACACAUUCAUAAUGUAGGAAAUUUAUCUCAAGAAUGGGCAAAGAUACAAUAAUCUCUUGAUUAUGCAAACAUAUUAUUAAGGUUUACCUCCUUAAUAGUAAUGCUAUUUGUGUGAUCAAUAAUCUACAUCCAUUGGGAAAUAACUGAUGGUGGCAAGUAUGCUGAGAUAAGGGAAAAAUUAUAAUCAUCUACCUAGUAGCGUUUUGAUUCACCUACAGACCACAAUACAACAGUGCAUCUCUAUGGUUUGGACUAAUUAGUUCUUCGUUAGUUUUUCAGUUGUAAAUUGGACUAUAAGUCUACACACAUCUCACACCUUUCCCAUUAACUGUAGGCUAUUGGUUUGUUGCUGUCUAGUUGGUGUGCAAUAGCAUCCCAGAUUCAUUUCAUCAUGAUCUAAUGAGGUGAGCUGGGUGGGAAAGACAACAGUGUGAACCAUCAUGCUGCUCGAACCAUUGCAGUGUGAUUCUUACCUUGUAUUUUGGACAGUUAUCCUGCUGCAAGAUGUUGUCACUCUCUGUAAAUACAUCAAGCAUUAAGUAAUAAGGUUGCAAUAAUGUUCAUGUUCUCCACAUCUGUCAUGGUGCUUUCAGUUAUCACCAGCUGUUUUCUUGCCAUCUCGUAUGAAUAUACCCCAUAGCAUGACACUGCCUCCAUCUUCCUGCACCUGUUGUGUGGUGCAUGUAUGAAACAACUAGUCAUUUGCAUAAUGACAUAUCUGAGCACAACCAUUGACCUGGUCUGAAAGAAAUGUCAUUCAUCCCAACAUGUGACACUUCCUUAUAGGUAUGCAGUCCAAUCUCGAUUGUCCUAUUUGUAUUGCUAUUGUAACUUACAACAUUGUUAGAUCAACAUGGGAAUACAAAGCUGUUAUAUAAAACUUGGGGCCUCAUGUUAACAGUGUCUGCUUAAUAGCUUGAAACGCUCGAGCCUGCUCAAGCAUUUUCUCCUGUCUCCACAGAUUGCCAUCUAUCCCACUUCACAGAGCAGCUAGGUUCUGAUUUGCUUGUUCUAGAUAAUGCAUGGGCAUCCUGCAACCUUUGUCAACUUGUUGUUUCACCAUAUUUCAACAAUGUUCCAUAGAGGCUCAUGACAGAAGCAUCUGCACAGCCAACCACAUUCGCUGCUUCUGAGAUGCACUUACCCAGGCGCCAGGCAAAACCAUCUGCUCUUUGGCAAAGUUAUUUAUGCCAUUUUUUCACAUACUGUCACUACAAUGAUAACAACUCACUUCUGGUUGUAUAGUUUCAUUACUACAUGACAUAACCACAGUGCCACUGCGUAGCAAACACUCCUCCUAUGGAAGUGGGUAUAAUGAUUUGGAUCAACAGUGUAUCUUCACAAAGAAGGGUCUUUUGGUAAAUUGUGUAGUAAUUCAGUUUUUCUACUUUGUUAAAUUUUAUGUCAAUACACUAUUGCCAGUUCAAGUGCCGCAUUUCUUGUGAAAAAUAUUUGGAUUACAAAGCUCUGUACAUAAUUCUGAGUUAAUGAAGUUUAAUUUUAUGCAUCAAAUCUUUUAAUUAUUUGUCUGUUUUUAAAUAUCAUGUAACUA
Schistocerca piceifrons (Central American locust) is the source of this 3979-nucleotide messenger RNA. Its product is annotated as zinc finger protein 723-like. Gene Ontology annotation, molecular function: DNA-binding transcription factor activity, RNA polymerase II-specific; RNA polymerase II transcription regulatory region sequence-specific DNA binding. Lineage: Eukaryota; Metazoa; Arthropoda; Insecta; Orthoptera; Acrididae. Gene Ontology annotation, cellular component: nucleus. The transcript has 8 exons. The record is from RefSeq and is a predicted model, not a curated record. Bases 439 to 2019 code for a protein of 526 amino acids. Gene Ontology annotation, biological process: regulation of transcription by RNA polymerase II.